ACUCCAUCCUUUCUUCCAGUCUUGCACAGGUGUAUUGGCUCCUUCCCUCAAUUCUUGCACAGGUGUACCGGCUCCUCCCCUUCAGUCUUGCACAGGUAUAUCGGCCCCUCCCCUUCAGUCUUGCACAGGUGUACUGGCUCCUCCCCUUCAGUCUUGCACAGGUGUACCGGCUCCUCCCCUUCAGUCUUGCACAGGUGUAUCGGCUCCUUCCCUCAAGUCUUGCACAUGUGUACCAGCUCCUCCCCUUCAGUCUUGCACAGGUGUACCAGCUCCUCCCCUUCAGUCUUGCACAGGUGUAUCGGCCCCUCCCCUUCAGUCUUGCACAGGUGUACUGGCUCCUCCCCUUCAGUCUCGCACAGGUGUAAAAGCUCCUCCCCUCCAGUCUCGCACGAGUGUACCAGCUCCUCCCCUUCAGUCUCGCACAGGUGUACCAGCUCCUCC
Staurois parvus is the source of this 441-nucleotide messenger RNA. Lineage: Eukaryota; Metazoa; Chordata; Amphibia; Anura; Ranidae. The record is from the annotation of a GenBank genome assembly.